Molecule: messenger RNA, 1126 nt
Organism: Chanos chanos (milkfish)
Lineage: Eukaryota; Metazoa; Chordata; Actinopteri; Gonorynchiformes; Chanidae
Gene: mxi1
Product: max interactor 1, dimerization protein
Exons: 6
Coding region: 363-1031 (222 amino acids)
Biological process (GO): regulation of transcription by RNA polymerase II
Molecular function (GO): DNA-binding transcription factor activity, RNA polymerase II-specific; RNA polymerase II cis-regulatory region sequence-specific DNA binding; protein dimerization activity
Source: RefSeq, a predicted model, not a curated record
UGGAGCUGGGCUUUCGGGGAUUUUUGUAUCGUUUCUAUCCAUUUUAUACGAUUUGUAGUGAAAUGUUUCAUAAAUACUUUUAAUAUUUUGAUAUUUCUAUGUCGUUGCGUUUUUAAAGAGCUACCUGACUGAACCUGCUGCAACUAGAGCUUGCAGUCACGGGAUAAAAUUAUUACAUUUCGAAUCGGUAACUAACGUUCCGGUUGUCAGAGCCAGCAAAUAUCCCUAAAAUUAGAAACCCGAGGAAGUUGUAUAUAUUCGGGGAAAUAGUCAAUGAGAUAUUAUUUUAGCAUUUUUAGCGAGAGACGAGACAUAGCAAUAGCGCACUUUUAGCUAAUCUAUCAAAGGAACACUUGAUCAGAAUGACGGCGGUACAGUUGAUUAACAUCCAGAGGUUAUUGGAAGCGGCGGAAUAUCUAGAGAGGAGAGAGAGAGAGUGUGAACACGGAUAUGCCUCGACAUUUCCGUCUAUUCAGAACACAAACUACCAGAGACAAAGGAAAUUUCGAAAUAAAAAGUACAACAGUAAUCACAACAGGUCUACACACAAUGAGCUGGAGAAGAACCGACGAGCUCAUCUCAGGCUGUGUCUGGAGCGACUGAAGGCCCUCAUUCCCCUCGGACCAGACUGUAACCGUCACACCACGCUGGGCCUGCUUAACAAAGCCAAAGCACAUAUUAAGAAACUUGAAGACGUAGACCGGAAGGCACGGUGUCAGUUAGAGAAUUUGGAGCGGAGGCAAAGGCUGCUCCAGAGGCAGCUGGAUCUGCUGCAGGGUGGCAACCCCUCGCCCGGGGACACCGAGCGGAUACGCAUGGACAGCGUGGGCUCCACCGUCUGCUCCGAUCGCUCUGACUCCGACCAAGAAGAGAUCGAGGUGGACGUGGAAAGCACGGAGUUCUCCCAUGGAGAGCUGGACAGCGUGAGCACAGCUAGCACCAGCGACCUGGACGACCACAGCAGCCUGCAGAGCGUGGCCAGCGACGAAGGCUACUCCAGCUGCAGCAUCAAACUGGCCUUCUCCUCCUAGUGCCCCACCCCCAUCUCUGCCCCGCCUCCAACCACCAGACCCCGCCCAAGGCAACCACUUAGCCCCACUCCCUCACUGAGAAACUUCCGCUCUUA